Molecule: messenger RNA, 2845 nt
Organism: Lates calcarifer (barramundi perch)
Lineage: Eukaryota; Metazoa; Chordata; Actinopteri; Centropomidae
Gene: kifc1
Product: kinesin family member C1
Exons: 17
Coding region: 93-1991 (632 amino acids)
Biological process (GO): microtubule-based movement
Molecular function (GO): microtubule binding; microtubule motor activity; ATP binding
Source: RefSeq, a predicted model, not a curated record
CCCACCAAAACAGUUCAAUUUCAAAUUCAAACGGUUGGAGACGGUGGAGGAUUGUAGUCAAAGGGAGCGGACACUCAGUUUUAUUAAAGAUUAUGUCCCGCUUGCCAGUUAUGUCAAGCAAGAGGGUCCUUACAAGCAGCAGCAGCAGCGCAGAGAAUGCCCAAGACCUUGCGCCUGCUCAGAAGCGGAUUCGUAAGGACCCAGAGCAUGUCAAACCCCAGGCAGCAGCUACAAUCAUCGGUGGCAAGAGACCUCCUGUUGCUGCAACCAGGGCACCUCUUUCUAAGCCAGUAAGAAGCAUGGGAGCUGCCACUGUGGCUGUUGGUCCUACCAGAGGCGCCCUGAAACCAACUGUAGCUUCAGCUGCAGCAAAAGGAGCCAACGUCAAACAACCUGUUGCAUCCACUGCUACAAAGACAGGUGGGGGUGGUGCCCCUCGACGUCAUGCAUGGGACCUGAAGGGCAAAGUCAGCGACAUGGAGGGUAAGAUCCGUAACUACCAGACCAAGGUCAAAUCUGUCAACCAGGAGAAUGAGGUUCUGAGAGACUCGGUGGCCCAGAACCAAACAAGAGUGGCUGGAAUGGAGAAAGAGCUUGAGAGGCAGAGGAGCCAGAUCAGUGAGUAUGAAGAGGAGCUGCAGGCACUGUCGGAAGUCCGGGAUGAGUUGGAGAAAGUGUCUAGUGAUAAGAAUACUCUUCAGAAGGAGCUCUCCAACCUGGAGGGAAAAUACAAGGUCAUGGAGACACUCAGAGACAGCCAGGAGACAGAGCUACAAACUCUCAAGAUGAAGCUUUCAGUUCAGGAGUCGACUCUGGCCCGUGUGCAGGCGACUCUCAGAGACACAGAGGAAGAGGUCCGCUGUCUCAAAGAGACUGUGGCCCAGCAAAAGGACGAGCUUCAUGCCGGGGAAAUGGAGCGCAGACGACUCCACAAUACCAUUCAGGAGCUCAAGGGUAAUAUCAGGGUCUUUUGCAGAGUGCGCCCACUGGUGGGUGGAGGCCUCAGCAAACACAUCCAGCUCCCAGCCAGUGACAACAAGAUGAUAACACUGGCCAAAACAGAGGAGUCUCACACAGGAAAAACCACAGACACUCAGAAGAACUACAACUUCAGUUUUGACCGAGUGUUUGGCCCCCAGACUUCACAACAGGAGGUCUUUGAAGAGAUCUCUCUGCUGGUGCAGUCAGCACUCGACGGCUACAAUGUCUGCUGCUUUGCCUAUGGCCAGACAGGAAGUGGAAAGACAUACACCAUGGAGGGAAGCGAGUUUGAUGAGUGCAGAGGUGUCAUCCCCAGAGCUGUGCAGCAAAUCUUCAAAGCAGCAGAGAAACUGGGAGCACAGGGCUGGGAGUUCACCUUCACAGCGAGCUUUGUUGAAAUCUACAAUGAGACCCUGCGAGACCUCCUCUACACCGGCAAAGCCAGCAAGAGACCCGAGCAUGAGAUCAGAAAGUCUACCAAUAAUGAGGUGACAAUCACCAACCUCACCUAUGAAAAGGUCUCCAACGAGGAUCAGGUUCUCGGUCUGAUUGCCCUGGCCAAUCAGAAUCGUUCCACUGCCCAGACAGCCCAGAAUGACCGCUCAUCUCGCUCCCAUUCAGUCUUCCAGCUGGACAUCGAGGGAGUGAAUGCUGGCAGGGAUGUCAAAUGCAAGUCCACUCUGUGUCUAGUGGAUUUGGCUGGCAGUGAGCGAAUGGUGAAGAGUCAGUCUCAGGGUGAGCGCUUCAAAGAGAUGACGGCCAUCAACGGCUCCCUGUCCAACCUGGGCAUCGUCAUCGCCGCACUGGCCAACAAGGAGAGCUAUGUUCCAUACAGAAACUCCAAGCUCACCUACCUUCUGCAGGGCUGCUUGGGAGGAAACAGCAAAACCCUGAUGUUUGUGAACAUUGCUCCAGAGUCAGACAGCUUUGGGGAAACCCUCAACUCCUUGAGGUUUGCCAGCAAGGUGAAUGACUGUGUUAUUGGGACUGCAAGUGCCAACAGGAAGUAGAGUGAAGCUCUUGAAGGAAAAAAAAAAACCCUGUGUUCUUACUAGUUUCACCAUUAUGGUCCUGACAUGAAAUCUUCAGUUUCCUGUGUCUUUUACUUACACAUUGUGUUGUUUGGCACACGCUAUGGUGCCAAUCUGUAAGAACCAAAAACUCUAAAAUCCUUUUGUAUAUUCUCAGGGCCUUUAUUAGAGGCUUUUAAAAUUCUUACAUCUUUUAUGUAAAUCAGGUGGAUGUAUACAUACACCAAUCAGCCUCAACAUUAAAACAAGUAACUGGAUUUAAUGUUGAGGCUGAUUGUUGUAUAUUUUUUGAAAUACAAAUGUCUCUCGGUAUUUCUGACUGAUAAUCUCCAUUAAGCUUAUCAUAUUUUCCUCUUCUUUCUUUUUUUUGACCCAAAAUAUUCUUUAUUUUCAGUUUAAAUAUGGCAGGUUGCAUUUAGUCAAUAAAUGUAGUCAAAUUAAACAGAUACUAUCACUUAUAUUUUUCUUGAUUUGUGUGUGACACUUGUGGCAAUAAGUGGUCUUUUUUUUUUUUUUUUAAAUUUUAUUUUUCAGUCUGUGCUCUCUGGCCCAACAAGCUGAAAUAAUAAAGACUUUCAGUAGAUGGGCUGCUUGUUUUUCCUGUGCUGCCAGAUGUUUAUUUCUAAUGCUUUCAUACAUUUAAAGCACAUUGUGGCUAAUCUUGUAUAUAUUAUUGAUUAACAUUUUUCACAAUAUUCUACAGUGUUCCACAUUUAUCAUUCCUCAUUAAUGUGUUUUUAUUUCUGUUUUCCAGGUCAUAGUCAUUGUUUGUUUUACCAUAUUAAAAUCAAGUUGCAGGGACGUGUAAGUUGUGAUAAAUCCCUCAUCGUGAA